CCCUCUCCCCUCCCUCUUGCAAACACCACCGCGCCUCCCCUGCCAUCGUCGCCACCUCGCCCGACGCUCCGCAGCUCGCCGCGAGCCGGCCGGGGGAGGGUGGUUGGGGUGUGCUGCGUGUGUGUGUGUGUUGGAAAGGGGGAGGCGGUGCUCCGAGCGUGCGCGCCCCGGGGCGCCUGAUGAGCAGUCCCCGCCGCAGCCGCCAGUGACCCAAACGCCGGCAGUCCGAGUUGAGGGGUGGGGGGGAUCGGGAAACGUCUCGCUCAUGCUGCGGGGGCGACCUUGAGCGCACCCCACUUCCCAAUCCGAAGGGGACUUCUCCUCCGAGACAUCCCGAACCCCGUGUCCGGGUCUCGCCCUAGCCAGUCCCCCACCAAGCCCACCCCACCCCACCCCAGCUUGUUCCGCGCGCUUGGACAUGGAAGGGGCCGCUGCGCCCGCCGCGGGGGAUGGCCCCGAUUUGGGGCCGGGGGCGCCAGGCUCUCCUCCGGACGCGGUGGCGGGGGCUUCUGCAGCCCCGGCGGUGGCGGCGGCGGCGGCCACCGAGCCCAGGAAGCCUCACGGCGUGAAGCGACAUCACCACAAGCAUAAUUUGAAGCACCGCUAUGAGCUGCAGGAGACGCUGGGCAAAGGCACCUACGGCAAAGUCAAGAGGGCCACCGAGAGGUUUUCGGGCCGAGUGGUUGCUAUAAAAUCCAUUCGUAAGGACAAAAUUAAGGAUGAACAAGACAUGGUUCACAUCAGACGAGAGAUUGAGAUCAUGUCAUCCCUCAACCAUCCUCAUAUCAUCAGUAUUUAUGAAGUGUUUGAGAACAAAGACAAGAUUGUGAUCAUCAUGGAGUAUGCCAGCAAAGGGGAGUUGUAUGACUACAUCAGCGAGCGGAGACGCCUCAGUGAGAGGGAGACCAGACACUUCUUUCGGCAGAUCGUGUCCGCUGUGCACUACUGUCACAAGAACGGUGUGGUCCACCGGGACUUGAAGCUGGAAAAUAUACUGCUCGAUGACAACUGCAACAUCAAGAUUGCUGACUUCGGGCUUUCCAACCUGUACCAGAAGGACAAAUUCUUGCAGACAUUUUGCGGGAGCCCACUCUAUGCAUCUCCUGAAAUUGUCAACGGGAGGCCUUACCGAGGGCCAGAGGUGGACAGCUGGGCCCUGGGAGUGUUGCUUUACACUCUUGUUUAUGGAACAAUGCCCUUCGACGGCUUUGAUCACAAAAACCUCAUUCGGCAGAUCAGCAGCGGAGAGUACCGGGAGCCCACACAGCCUUCAGAUGCUCGAGGUCUCAUUCGGUGGAUGCUGAUGGUGAACCCGGAUCGUCGGGCCACCAUCGAGGACAUUGCCAACCACUGGUGGGUGAACUGGGGUUACAAGAGCAGCGUCUGUGACUGCGAUGCCCUUCCCGACUCCGAGUCCCCGCUCCUGGCGCGGAUCAUUGACUGGCACCACCGCUCCUCUGGGAUACAGGCUGAGGCCGAAGCCAAAAUGAAAGGCCCGGUGAAACCUGGAGCCUCUGAGGUCAUGCUGGAGCGGCAGCGGUCACUGAAGAAGUCUAAGAAAGAGAAUGACUUUGCCCAGUCCAGUCAGGACUUGGUACCCGAAAGUCCAUCUAAGCUGAGUUCCAAGAGACCCAAGGGCAUCCUGAAGAAACGCGGCAACAGUGAGCAUCGCUCUCACAGCGCCGGUUUCAUCGGAGGCAUCGUCGGUCCCACCUUACCGUCUCCUUUUAAAAUGGAGCCGGACUUGUGCCGAACUGGCAUCCCCCUCCCCAGCUCCCCUGAGACAGAUGUGCCAGGGAAACUCAGUCCCAAGCAGUCAGCCACAAUGCCCAAGAAAGGAAUCUUGAAAAAGACCCAGCAGAGAGAGUCUGGUUACUACUCAUCCCCAGAGCGCAGUGAGUCUUCAGAGCUGCUGGACAGUCAUGACAUGAUGGGCAGUGGCCUCCCUUCCCCUAGUCCCCCAGACCCAACCAGGGGGACUUCUUACAGCCUGUCCUGCCGGAGAAAGGGCAUCUUGAAACACAGCAGUAAGUACUCAGCAGGUGCCACAGACCCUGCCCUCGCCAGCCCCCAAGUGCCCACACUGGAAUCCUUGUCGACACCCGGUGUCCCCGCCGAUGGCCUCUCCCGGAGCUACAGCCGCCCCUCCAGCAUCAUCAGUGACGACAGUGUCCUGUCCAGUGACUCUUUCGACUUGUUGGAUUUGCAGGAGAACCGCCCUGCCCGCCAGCGCAUCCGAAGCUGUGUCUCUGCCGAAAACUUCCUUCAGCUGCAGGACUUUGAGGCGCUGCACAACAGGCCCCGACCCCAGUACCCGAAGCGGCACCGGAACCGGCUGGCGGACAGCAGCUUCUCCCUCCUCACAGACAUGGACGACGUGACUCAGGUGUACAAGCAAGCGCUGGAGAUCUGCAGCAAGCUCGACUAGCCCCGCAGGGCGUGGGGACCAGAGUGGGUGGGUGGGGACCAGGGAGGAGAGGCAGCGGGACUUGGGUGGACAGGAUGGGUAUCUCUUUGCUGGUCAUGACAGCAGACUGGAAAAGGACUGGCGCCGUCUGGCUUGGUCAGGUUUGCAGCGUGGAGCCAGCAGCUGAAAGGGAGAAGUGGUCCUCUGCCAGUUCUCCCAACUGCCAGUUAGAAUAUGGGUUCGAAUUGGCAUGUGCAUAUGUCGCCUUGUGGAGAACCAGCUGUCCAGGCAAGGUGGUGUUGGCCAGCACUUAGUGUGGAGGAGUAUAAAAGGGAGGGGACACCCAAAAUACUUAGAGGGGGCAGAAGGACUAGGACCAUCUGCUUCGGAUGAGUCUGAAGAGCUUGUUCCCUCUCUUCCAUUAGCAAACUUGGUCUGACUGCAGGUCUGGGGAGAUUGCAGCAAUCUGACUUUGAAUUGGUGAUCGGUUGGUAAUGUCUGCGCUGUGUGCUGAGAUGAGUGGCCCAGGCGCAUAUGUGAGGGAAUGGUGUGAUGGAGCAUGCACGGCUGCCAUGGAAAGAGGAGUGGAAGCAAUUGCACUCAUGCCGUGUAGCUGUCGUCCUUGACCUAACUGAGCCCUGGGCAUUAGGUUCAAGAAUCCCACGGGGCCUGUGUUAACUCAUUCAUGCCACAGUGGGGUACUGCUAGUUUGCCCCAUGACCUCGAAUGGGGGAGGGAGAAUGUUUUGAACUCUGCUAAGGAGACAGAAUCAAGGCAAGGUAAUUUUCUGGCGCUCUGCUUUCUCUUUCCGGAUGUCUGCCUUCUAUGAAGGUGGGCAAGGAGAAGAUGGCCGUGUCCAGCCACAGAUGUUGGGUAUGACAGAGCACAGGACCCCUGUGGGCUUCGCUCAGUCAAAUGCAAGGUGAGGUACACCAGCAAGGGGCAGCUUGUCAUUUGUUAAAAAGUAUCUCAAUAGUAACUGGAAACCUGCCUCUUGGGUUCUCGCCUGCAUGGAUGCUCUCAUGAGAUCUGUACCGCCCACCGUCUCCAGGGAGGGUACCUGGUGCAGCUGCUGGCAUUGCUCACUGGUAGUGGACACUCUCCCCAUCCACCAGUGUGGAAUCCUCACAGCCAAUGAGCUUGCUUCUAGGAGUUAGUAUGUAGGUAGGAGAUGUGGAUGAAGAAAAGAAAGUCUGACAGAAAGUGUUUUAAGCAUUCUGUCUCAUGGUUCUGAACUCUGACAUGAACUCCUGUACUUUGGGGAGAAGGCAAAUUCCAUCGAUCCAUUGGACAAGGUGUUGAAAGAACAGAGUGGGUCAGGAAGAAGCUUCGAGAAGAGUAACGUUUUCAUAGGAGCCAUUCCAGAUAGCUUUGGAGGAGGCAGGGAAAAAAAGUGUGAAAGGAUUCUUAAAGACAUUUAAGCUAGCUAUUUAGUUUCUAAACUCUCAGAUUAGCGAUGAUGUCAUUCUCAAGGUGGGCACCUUGAGGAUCUGGGGCUGAAAUGAAUGGCCCUGCUGGGAUGAUCUUGGAAUCCACUGGCUUAUGUAAAUCAAAAUCCUUACUCCAAGUUGGCCACCUUCUGAUGGCCCCUUAGAGAGAGAGGAGGAUAUCUUGGGAAGAAAAAAAAAAUAGAAUUCACAUUAAA
Jaculus jaculus (lesser Egyptian jerboa) is the source of this 4052-nucleotide messenger RNA. It is a transcript of the gene Nuak1, whose product is annotated as NUAK family kinase 1. The transcript is spliced from 7 exons. Gene Ontology annotation, biological process: protein phosphorylation; microtubule cytoskeleton organization; intracellular signal transduction. Gene Ontology annotation, molecular function: tau-protein kinase activity; ATP binding; protein serine/threonine kinase activity. The coding region runs from base 419 to 2428 and encodes 669 amino acids. The record is from RefSeq and is a predicted model, not a curated record. Gene Ontology annotation, cellular component: cytoplasm. NCBI's taxonomy places the organism in Eukaryota, Metazoa, Chordata, Mammalia, Rodentia, Dipodidae.